AUGCGAAGGCCUUGUCGAAAUACGAACAAUGGCCCUGGCCAGCGACCUCGCAAUUGCGAGGAAAUCUAUCGCAAAUGCGAUGGCUUCCCUCUUAGCCAGUCGUCGCAAAUGCGACGCAUUCUUCGCAAUUCCCAACUCGCAGAUGUAAAUAAUGUAGGAAUUAAUGGACUAAUGAUUGAGGGAAAUCUUUCAGUCCUUCCAACGCUAAUAGAACGAGAUGCUGCUCGGGCUUUAGGCAUUACAACUGAGGAGGAUGAAGCUCCAAUCAAGUCAAAUGGAAAACUCAUAGAGACUUCUGAAUUGGCAGAAGAAUGUCUGGUAUCAAAUGAAUGGGCCAUAAAAGCUUUAAGUGACGGGGAAAGACUUAAAACAGAAAAAGUAGAUGAAGUAUUGAUUAAAUAUCUUAUGGACUUGAAGGAGGGUUUAUUAGAAGAAAAGGGUUGGCCCGCUGAUAUGGCAGCUUAUAAAUUCUCAAAAGCUGCCUUGAAUGCAUACACAAGAAUUGUGGCCCAAAAGUAUUCUUCUAUAUGGGUCAAAUGUAUUUGUCCGAGCUAUACGAAAACAGAUAUUACUUUUAAUACUAGGCCUUUGACUCCAGAAGAAGCUGCUGAAAUCCCAGUAAAUUUGGUCCUUUUGCCUGAAGGUGGGCCUACAGGCCAGUUCUUUUUCCGGAAGAAAGUCUUCACCUCAUUCUGA
Nicotiana tabacum (common tobacco) is the source of this 696-nucleotide messenger RNA. The record is from RefSeq and is a predicted model, not a curated record. Lineage: Eukaryota; Viridiplantae; Streptophyta; Magnoliopsida; Solanales; Solanaceae.